Aethalodelphis obliquidens (Pacific white-sided dolphin) is the source of this 578-nucleotide messenger RNA. RefSeq names its product noelin-like. NCBI's taxonomy places the organism in Eukaryota, Metazoa, Chordata, Mammalia, Artiodactyla, Delphinidae. The annotation marks the transcript as partial. The transcript is spliced from 3 exons. Gene Ontology annotation, biological process: signal transduction. The record is from RefSeq and is a predicted model, not a curated record.
CCGAGGGGGCGCGGGGACACGGCCGGGCGCCCCUGCCCGCCGCGGAGCCCGCCGCCUGAAGGCUGCCCGGGGCGCGGAGCCGGCGCCGGCGCGGCGCGGGCGCAGGAGGCAUUCCAGGCGCGAUGUCGGUGCCGCUGCUCAAGAUCGGGGUUGUGCUCAGCACCAUGGCCAUGAUCACCAACUGGAUGUCCCAGACGCUGCCCUCGCUGGUGGGCCUCAACACCACCAAGCUCUCGGCGGCCAGCGGCGGGACGCUCGACCGCAGCACCGGCGUGCUGCCCACCAACCCUGAGGAGAGCUGGCAGGUGUACAGCUCUGCCCAGGACAGUGAGGGCAGGUGCAUCUGCACGGUGGUCGCCCCCCAGCAGACCAUGUGUUCACGGGAUGCCCGCACGAAACAGCUGAGGCAGCUACUGGAGAAGGUGCAAAACAUGUCUCAAUCCAUAGAGGUCCUGGACAGGCGGACUCAGAGGGACUUGCAGUACGUGGAGAAGAUGGAGAGCCAAAUGAAAGGACUGGAGUCCAAGUUCAAACAGGUGGAGGAGAGUCAUAAGCAACACCUGGCCAGGCAGUUCAAG